GAUCAAGAGCAAGCAUGUGCUUUUUGUUUGAUUCCUUUGGACCUCCAGCCCAGAGCUGAACAUGGAGAACACCUGAGGAGGAGACGGAGCCACUGGGAUGGUGCUACUGAGGAGAACCCACGGAUGUUUCUCGAGAGAAUUCUUCACGCAGAAACUUUGGAAGGAAUUAGGAAAGCUGACGGCUUGCAUAACCAAAGAGUAAAAAAAAAAAAAAAGGUUCCACAGUGAUGCCCCGCAGCAGCAGCAUGGUGACCAUCAAGUCAACCUCCUGCCAGCUUUUCUUUCUCUUCUUCAUCUUGUUCCUAAUCACCCAGCUCAGCUCCAGCCAGGAUCCAUCUGUCACCACGGUGAUGGUAUCAGAUGGAGAGCCGUUCAUCGCUCCAACAAACCUGGUCAACCAAACAACUCCAAGCUACACAGACAUGGACAGCACCCAGAACCCUCCUCUGGAGACGGGGCCGUCAACGCCCGCCAGCGGAGGGGAUGCAGAUGAUGAGGACGUGCUUCCUGUCGGUGGGACCCGUUGCCAGGGUUACUACGAUGUGAUGGGCCAGUGGGACCCGCCUUUCCACUGUAACGCCGGUGUCUUUCUGUACUGCUGCGGGACCUGCUUCUACCGCUUCUGCUGCCAGUUCCGCCAGCAGCGGCUGGACCAGAGCAUCUGCUCCAACUAUGACACGCCCAUCUGGGCCAAUACCGGUAAGCCCGUGGCCACCAUCACCGAAGGCCAAGAGGACCAGGACCGGGACCGCACUCAUCUCAUCGUCUACAUAAUAUGUGGCGUGGUGGCCAUCAUGGUGCUGGUGGGCAUCUUCACCAAACUGGGCCUGGAAAAGAGCCACAGAGGAGGAACCGGGGCGGCGCACGCCGACCUCAACGCCAGGACGUUGACAGACCUGCUAAAGCAGCAGGGCAGCGAGGUGAGCUCAGUGGAAAACACAGCCACCAGUUCACCCAGCCGAGGCGCCGCCAACGGCACCUCAGCCAGGAUGCUACGCAGCCGGAGCGAACAAUACUACCUGAACAGCACAUCUUAUGGACCAUUUGGACAAGCGCUUCCACACCAGCAGAGCAACUCGAGUAUAGUGGGACUCAACAAAUAUAGUUCCCUCAAGGCUGUAGCAGACAGCGCCAAUCGUAGCUACUACAAGAGUUUCCCGCUCAUGGACUUCUCCCAAUACCAGCCUGUGGCGCCUCCCACCUUGCCGCCUGUGCCACAGCAGCCCAAAGAGACGUCCUACAUCCACCAGCCUGUGCCAACGCACCACGACGUCCACAAUCCUUUGUCCAUUUCUAUCCCGUCCAGCCAUUUGGAGCAGGCGUGCCUCCCGAAAACAACCACACACCUGCAGCUCUCCAACUCAGCCUUCAAAGCCUGGGAGCCAGCAAGCCGUUACGUCCAAAGACAGACCUCCGCCCCGGGUCACACCACUGGCUCCAUGCACGGUUCAACUCGGAGACACGAUUACCAGAGCAGGAGGCAGCAGAGCAUGGAGAACAUACCUGAUCUUUUCAGUCAAUCCUACACAGGUGCGUACGGAGGAGAAGCAGGAGGCGGGACUGCGCCGGUGCAACACCUAGCUCAACUGUCCUACCACCACAGCAGGAAGAAGAGCUACUCCACCCACAGUGCAACUGAGGUGACCGUCUGAGACCUCACAUUCAGUGAUGGAGGCGUGCUCUACCUGCACCCCAGGAGCAAUUUGGGAUUGGGUGUUUUGCUCAAGAGCACUUCCGACAGACAGGAAUACACAGAGAUCAAACAUUCAGUGCUUGGGUUACACAACAGCCUGCUCCCACAUCUUAGCCCCGGGUCACGCCAUCAAACUCG
Messenger RNA from Thalassophryne amazonica, 1831 nucleotides. It is a transcript of the gene shisa8b, whose product is annotated as shisa family member 8b. Lineage: Eukaryota; Metazoa; Chordata; Actinopteri; Batrachoidiformes; Batrachoididae. Gene Ontology annotation, cellular component: dendritic spine membrane; postsynaptic density; AMPA glutamate receptor complex. The transcript has 5 exons. The record is from RefSeq and is a predicted model, not a curated record. The coding region runs from base 228 to 1652 and encodes 474 amino acids. Gene Ontology annotation, biological process: regulation of short-term neuronal synaptic plasticity; regulation of AMPA receptor activity.